AUGCACCUCACCAUCAUAACAACAACGUUAUCCCUCCUCGCUCUCGCAACUGCUGAGAGUAUCUGCUCCCCCGGCUCUGUUGGCGUCGGCAUCGCACCUAGCACCGCAACGGAUACAUACUCUGUCAUCGCUGACAGCAACUGCGGGAUUGUCGACAGCCGUCUCGGGCACGGCGAGCUCUGUGGUGUGUACAACCGCGGGUCACAGGUUUCUUGUGUGGAUCAGAACACUGUGACCGGUGUUACUGCUUCGGGGGCGGAGUAUGGGAACUGUGUCUCGGUUAGUGAUCAGUUUUGUCACCAGCAGCCUGGGUACGGGAUUCAGUGGUGCUGUGGGGUUUAA
Molecule: messenger RNA, 342 nt
Organism: Aspergillus versicolor CBS 583.65
Lineage: Eukaryota; Fungi; Ascomycota; Eurotiomycetes; Eurotiales; Aspergillaceae
Exons: 1
Coding region: 1-342 (113 amino acids)
Source: RefSeq, a predicted model, not a curated record